Molecule: messenger RNA, 1285 nt
Organism: Vigna angularis (adzuki bean)
Lineage: Eukaryota; Viridiplantae; Streptophyta; Magnoliopsida; Fabales; Fabaceae
Exons: 4
Coding region: 235-555 (106 amino acids)
Source: RefSeq, a predicted model, not a curated record
CCAAGACCAGUUCAAGUUGUAGGCACGCACCAUUCACCUCUCCAAUUUAGUUACAUUCAAAUCCAAAUUUCAAACUCAAAUUUCAUUAUUUACUAACUUUGAUUCGAUUCUUGCUCUCAAAUAUUGACAAAGAUGCCUUGCAUUCUAGUGUCGGAUUGUCGUCAGCACUCAACGUUACCAGUGCCAAAGUCGAAAAACUAGAGAUAACAAUUGAGUUGCUUACGGUAACUGAUUAUGUUUCACUUCUUCGUUGUGUUUUCGGUCGUGAAUUGUGAUUUGCUGUUUGUGGCUUUUUUGCAGCUUCGGUCUGUGAGCAUUGUGCAGACGGAGCCAAUCGUUGUGCAUAUUACAUUCGAUCUGGUUCUCGAGGAGAAUUCUGAUUUUGAUGCAUCGCUUAGCUUGAACUAUUUUGCGUCGUCGGUUGCCUCUACCAAGGGAAGUGGUUAUGGUUUCGCUGAUAAGAUUGCCGAUGGUAUGACUAUACAAAUUCAAACAAUCUAUUGCUUAAAACUUGUGUUCUCGUUGUCAUGGGGGAGCAACAUGAAAAUGUGUUAAUAUGGACAACAAGGAUAAUGUGGUAAGAGAAUAGAGCUCAGGAAAGUCCAAAAAUAGCACCAGACGUAAGGAAGCUCGAGGCUUGGGCGCCCAUUUUAGAGGCUUAAGCGUAGGAAGUGUCGCUCACCGCCCGGACGCCCCUUUUGGAGGUGCUUGAGCGCCAGAUUCAGAAGGCUUGGGCGUCCUCUGGAAGGCUUAAGCGCAGGAAGUGCCACUCACCGCUUGGGUGCCCUUUUUGGGGGCACAAGAGCGCUGCACGUAGAAGGCUUGGGGGACCUCUACGAGGCUUGAGCGUGGAAGAUCACCACUCGUCGCCCGGGCGCCCUAAGUGGGGCGCUUCAGUGUCGGCGACUCGGGCUUGGGGUUUGUUUCUGUUCUGCUUAUGUUCUAUUUAAAGGACCCAGGCGUCCUAGGGUUUGUAUCUCUGGAUGGAGCAGCACAACACCACACUCUUCUACUCUCUGAAGGCGGAUUUGGAGGCGGGAGCUUCCAUCCUCUACUUUUAGGGUUUUACUAUCUCAUGUUUUUCCAUUAUUCAUCUAGUUUCUCCAUGUUUAUGGGGAACUAAACUCUAUUUUUUGUUGGGGGAUGAUGUAACCUUGUGAACUCUCAUGUAUUUGAAUUGAUUCUUAAUUCCAUAUGCUUUUUCAUUAAUUGUUAGAGUAAUUCAUCUGUGCUUAUUACAUGUUUUGUUUAACUCAUUCAUCGCAUGAUUUAUGAAUUGCAUGAG